AUGAUCCACGAACCUUCAACCGACUACGGAAAGGUCACCACGCCGAACCUCGACCCGCGAUCAAGCUCUGUUGUCAGCGACUGCCACCAGAAGCACAACAUCGCUGAGGAAGAUGAAGAAGAGGACUCGUACUCCAAGAUGUCUCUGCAGAAGAAGAUCCUGUGGGGCGUCAUCUACGGCUUCGCGUCGCUGGCCGCGCUGUACUUCUUCAUGGUGGCCGUCAAGCUCAUCGGCGACGGCUUCACGCUGGCGCUGGGCUGCGACACCAAGGGCGCCUUCGACUUCGCCGACAACCCGGUGGCUGGCCUGAUGAUCGGAACCAUCGCCACCGCGCUGCUGCACAGCUCCGGCACGGUGACGUCCAUCGUCGUGGCCCUCGUGGGCUCCGGCGGCAUGACCAUCCGCCAGGGUGUGUAUGUGAUCAUGGGCGCCAACAUCGGCACGUGCAUCACGUGCAUCAUGGUGGCGUUUGGCCAGGUCGGAGACCGCGCCCGCUUCCAGCGCGCUAUGGCUGCCGCUACGGUCCACGACAUGUACAACCUCUGGUCGGUGUUCGUGCUGUUCCCCCUUGAGGUGCUGCUCCACCCGCUCGAGGAGAUGUCGAUCGCCAUGUCGAACGCCAAGACCAACAGCGGCUCGUUCAGUAGCCCUGUUGACGCCGUCGUGAACCCGCUGACGCAUGAACUGCUGGUUGUGGACAAGGACGCCAUCUAUGAAGUUGCUACCGGUGACGUUGUGUGCGAGCCCGGCCAGUCGUUCGUCACUUCUGGCGCCUUCGAGGGCUCCAGCCUGAGCGACGGCAGCAUCGGUGCCAUCACGGUCGUCAUCGGUUUCUGUAUCCUCGUGUGCUCGCUGCUGACGCUGGUGAAGAUGCUGGCGAAGGUCUUCAUGGGCCCCACGAAGCGCCUCAUUUCCAAGCUGCUCAACUACAACGGCUACAUCAACAUCAUCGUCGGCACCAUGAUCACCUUCUGCGUGCACUCGUCGACGGUCGUCACGUCCACCCUUACCCCGCUGGCAGGCCUGGGUGUGAUCACGCUGGAGCAAGUCUACCCGCUGGUGAUCGGAGCCAACUUGGGUACAACCGGCACGGCGUUGCUGGCCGCCUUGGUGACGGGCAAGUCCGACUCGGUUGCCAUCGCGCUCGUGCACUUCUGGUUCAACGUGUUCGGCAUCCUGCUCUUCUACCCGAUCCCAAUCACCCGCAAGCCCAUUCUGAGCUGGGCUCGCUCGCUGGCCUUCUUCAGUGCUGCGUGGUCCAUGUCCGCGGUGCUCUUCCUGGUGAUCCUCUUCUUGGUGGCGCCGGGCAUCUUGCUGGGACUCGUGUACAUGUGCACCGCUGAUGGCACGGCGGUGGUGGUGCUCGGGUACAUCAUCGCUGUCAUUGUGGUGGUCGCGAUGGUGGGCAUCGUGUUCUGGUACUCAAAGAAGGGUGGCCGCACGGUGUGGCACAACUUCCUAGAGAAGAAGCGGCUGGAGCGCGAAGCGCAGGAGGCCCGUGACGCUGCUAGGUCGCACACCCAGUCCAACCUCCCACACAAUGCGGUUUAA
Molecule: messenger RNA, 1551 nt
Organism: Phytophthora sojae
Lineage: Eukaryota; Oomycota; Peronosporomycetes; Peronosporales; Peronosporaceae
Exons: 1
Coding region: 1-1551 (516 amino acids)
Biological process (GO): sodium-dependent phosphate transport
Cellular component (GO): membrane
Molecular function (GO): sodium:phosphate symporter activity
Source: RefSeq, a predicted model, not a curated record